GUGGUUCUCAAAGCUUCGGAGUCGACUCUCACUUCCCAGUGCCUAGACUCGGGGAUUUGAAUCUUUCUGGAAUCGACUCCUGCUCCUAACGAAAGUGACUGCAGCGAUGUUGUGGUGCGUGCAGAGAUAGAGUCACAGAAAUGGAGGUUGAAAGUUUCGUUUCCAAGACUCUUGAGCUCUUGCAAGAGGAGAGAGGAGCUGAGAUAGAAGAAACAAGGGCAUGGCAAAAGAAUCUGUCACUAAAAAAUCUACAACAGAAAGGAGUAUGCUUGCUGAAACUUCAGAUUGGAAGCCAAAGGACGGGAAUGCAUGGCAGACUUCUGGUUUCAUUUGAGCCCCGGAAAAGUAUCGGCCCUUCAGUUCUUCCCAGUCACAGCUUUGGACCUGGUGACAUUGUGGGUCUUUACGAAUCAGAAGGAUGCAGCCAGCCUAAUCAGCUUUGCUCAGGUGUGGUGACCCGUGUGACGCAAGCAUCCAUAACAGUUGCUUUUGAUGAAACGCAUGAUGGCCUCAACCUGGAAAGUGAUGGACUAUACAAUAUUAUGAAGCUUGCAAAUGAUGUAACUUAUAAACGAUUGACUCGUGCUUUAAAUUCUUUGAAUGGGUAUAGAAGUGGUCCUGCCACCCAUCUAAUUAGUGUCCUUUUUGGUUACUCUGAGCCUGGAAUGUUGUCACAGCAGAAUGCUUUAGAGUGGAUCAAUAAUGGAUUAGACAGUUCUCAGCAGGAGGCUGUGUCAUUCGCGCUCUCUCAGAAAGACGUUGCUAUCAUACACGGGCCACCAGGGACGGGGAAAACCACAACGGUGGUUGAAGUUAUUCUACAGGCUGUAAAACAAGGCCAGAAGGUUUUGUGCUGUGCUCCAUCCAAUGUGGCGGUGGAUAAUUUAGUGGAGCGCCUGGCUAAGAGCAAGGCUAAGGUCCUGCGCCUGGGACAUCCAGCACGCCUGCUAGAGUCAAUCCAGAAGCAUUCACUGGAUGCAGUGCUUGCACAGAGCGACAGCACCAACAUCAUCGCAGAUGUCCGAAAAGACAUGGAUAAAGCCUUUAGUCAGAUAAAGAAAGUGCGUGACAAAGGACAGAGAAGCAGCCUAAGGCGAGAAAUAGGAGAGCUGCGAAAGGAACUGAAGUCCAGGGAAGAGGUGGCCAUCUCCCAAAUCCUGAAAAGGGCCAGUGUUAUUCUAGCAACCAACACUGGAUCUAGUGAUGAUGGUCCACUGAAGUAUUUGCCAAGCGAGCAUUUCGACCUGGUGGUGAUAGAUGAAUGUGCUCAGGCUCUGGAGAGCAGCUGUUGGAUUGCACUGCUCAAAGCACGCAAGUGCAUCCUGGCUGGAGACUACAAGCAGCUGCCACCCACAAUUAAAUCUCAGAAUGCAGCUGCUAAAGGUCUGUCUGUGAGUUUAAUGGAGCGGCUGAUUCAGAAGUACGGAGACUCAAUAGUUCGAAUGCUGACCACUCAGUACCGUAUGAACAGUGCCAUCAUGCAGUGGGCCUCAGAGCAGAUGUACCAAGGGAAACUGACUGCACAUCCUUCAGUGGAGAAACAUUUAUUAAGGGACCUGGCUGGUGUAACUCAUGUUGAGGAGACCAGCAUGCCUCUGCUCUUAAUUGACACUGCUGGCUGUGGUCUUAAUGAAAUGGAGGACACAGAUGAGCAGUCAAAAGGCAAUCAGGGUGAAGUUGACAUAGUGGCACUUCAUGUGAAAACCUUGACUGAGGCUGGAGUGCAGGCCAAAGACAUUGCAGUCAUUGCACCUUAUAACCUACAGGUAGAUCUGCUAAGACAGAAACUCUCAAAUGAGUAUCCUGACCUGGAGAUCAAAUCUGUAGAUGGCUUUCAAGGCAGAGAAAAGGAGGCAGUGCUGCUGUCUCUGGUUAGAUCUAAUAGAAAAGGAGAGGUUGGAUUUCUUGCGGAGGACAGGAGGAUCAACGUGGCAGUAACACGUGCCAGACGACAGCUUGUAGUGGUAUGUGAUUCCCAGACUGUCCGAAACCAUGACUUUCUCAGGAGCUUGGUUGACUACAUGUCUGAACACGGGGAGGUUCGCACUGCCUUCGAGUACCUAGAGGACCUGGUUCCUGAAAACUACCACCGCGAUUUUAAAGACGAACAGAAUAACAUUAAAGCAUCUUCCACCAAAACAAAGGCAAAAAACCAACAAGGCAAGAGAAAUGAGACCAAGCACAAUAAAAUCUCUGAGAGCAAGAGCAAAGGAAACGGCCAAUCAAAGGAUGAUCCCCACAUCAGCAGUAACCUAAAGUCAAGCCUUCCCAAACCAAAAGCAGAUGAUCAAAUUGAGUCUCAAAUUAAGAAAGAGGAGAUGAGGCAGCAGUUGCUUAUCUUUCUGGACAACCAAAGUCAGACAGAGCUUCAAUUUCCUUCCUCUCUGAAUUCACAUGAACGCCUCCUAGUCCACCAACUCUGUGAAGAGCUGGAACUAAAGCAUGUGAGCAAGGGAACCGGAAAACAGCGUCAUAUCACUGUUUCCAAACCAGUGGCAGAGCCAGAGGAGAGACUGGAAGAGGAAUCAGUGUCCACAAGGCCAGAAAUCCAGACUCCAGAGGAACUAACAGAAAAAGAAUCCAACAGGCAACCACUAAAGCCUGCUCUAGAUUUGAAAAGCUUGCAUUUGGAGCGUAUGCGCCGGGAGCAAGAAAAACGGGAGGAGAAAAUUCAGAGCAAAAGACAGGAGACAGAGCAUAAAGACAGCAAAGGGCCAUCCACGAAAAAGAACAAAGGUGUAACAAAAGGAAAGGGGAAAAUGAAAGCAGGGGCUGUGGACGUUGCUGCAGCUGCUACAGCUGAGGAUGAUUUUGAUGCACUCAUUGAUGCUGUGGUGAAAGCAGAAAGCGUGUGUGGCUUCAUGAAGUGUAAAGCCAGUGUGCUCACACUGGGGCAGCUGUGUGUCUACUGUAACAGACAGUACUGCCUGAGUCACCACAUACCUGAGGUCCAUGGAUGUGGAGACAAAGCGAAGGCGCAGGCUCGCAUGAGAAUAAGCAAAGAGGGAGUGCUGUAUGCUGGAAGCGGGCAGAAGGACAAGUCCAUGGAUCCGAACAAAAAAGCAUACCUGCAACGCAAACUAGACUCUAAACUCAAAGACAUGGCAUCCCAAAGAAAAUCCAAGUCAAAGGAUAAAGAACAUUGAAUAUUUCAGUUCUGCUGUGUAAAAAUUAAUUUAUUCUAAUUAAACGAAUAAAGUGGUGGUUUGAUCUA
This is a messenger RNA of Pangasianodon hypophthalmus (striped catfish), 3214 nucleotides long. It is a transcript of the gene ighmbp2, whose product is annotated as immunoglobulin mu DNA binding protein 2. NCBI's taxonomy places the organism in Eukaryota, Metazoa, Chordata, Actinopteri, Siluriformes, Pangasiidae. The record is from RefSeq and is a predicted model, not a curated record. Gene Ontology annotation, molecular function: ATP binding; ATP hydrolysis activity; zinc ion binding. Bases 141 to 3146 code for a protein of 1001 amino acids. The transcript is spliced from 16 exons.